Messenger RNA from Thlaspi arvense, 231 nucleotides. Lineage: Eukaryota; Viridiplantae; Streptophyta; Magnoliopsida; Brassicales; Brassicaceae. The record is from the annotation of a GenBank genome assembly.
ACAAUUAGAGGAUAUGAACUCCGUACUCCUCAGUGCCUAAGCAAUGAUGAGGUACAAGAAGCACGCAAAGAGUUGAUUAAGGGAUUGAGAGAUUUACUAGUUAAUGAUGGAACAACGAUCAAAGUAAAGAGGAUGGGAGAAGUCGAUGAAAAGCCUUUCAUGGAAGCAUGCCAGCAGAGAUUCAGUAGCCAAAACGUUGAGAUGGAGCACACCAUGCUUUUCUCCAAGUAG